GUCAGCUGCCAAAGAGGUCACGGCUAUGUGAUCAAGAUGGCGGCCUCCUUGUGUCAGUGUUAUCAGCUAUGUGUCAGAAGAAGCUGUCUGCUUUUGUCCAGUCGGUCGUACACGACCCUACACAAGAGAGCCCAUGUGUACAGAAUAUGUGGGUCUGUCACAAGUUCAUCACAGGUGCGGUAUGCAUCUGGUGGUGGUCGCAAAGGAUUCUUGGGGGAGUUUUUGGAUAAUCUGAAGCAGGAGCUCAGUAAAAACAAAGAGAUGAAAGAAAGCAUUAAGAAAUUUCGUGAAGAAGCCCAAAAGUUGGAGGAAUCCGACGCUCUUAAGCAAGCCAGACGAAAAUUUAAAACCAUUGAGUCUGAAACGGUAAAAACAUCUGAAGUUCUAAAGAAGACACUUGGAUCCCUGUCAGAAUCUGUCAAGGAGGGAUUGGAAGAGGUGACUCGUACAGAUCUGGGCAAGAAAAUCAAAGAAGGGGUGGAGGAGGCAGCCAAGACCGCCAAAACCUCCGCAGAGACCGUGACCAAAAGUGGAGAAAAACUGGGCAAGACUGGUGCUUUUAAAGCUAUAUCACAGGGCAUGGAAACUGUCAAGAAAGAAAUAGGUGACCUUGGACAGAGUGGACCCUACAGACCUCCAGCCAGAUUACGGAAGCGAAGUGAUUUCUCAUCCAAGACUGCUGGCAACGAAUCCAAAGUCUUUGAGGCUAAUGAGGAGGCUAUGGGAGUCGUCCUGCACAAGGACUCCAAAUGGUACCAGCAGUGGAAAGAGUUCAAGGACAACAAUGUUGUGUUCAACAGAUUCUUCGAGAUGAAGAUGAAGUAUGAUGAAAGCGAUAAUGCCCUCAUUAGGGCCUCGCGUGCCGUCACUGAUAAAAUGACCGACCUGAUAGGUGGGCUCUUUUCCAAGACUGAGAUGUCUGAAGUGCUGACAGAAAUUAUAAAGGUGGACCCCUCCUUCGAGAAGGACUCCUUCCUCAAACAGUGUGAGAAGGACAUCAUCCCCAACAUUUUAGAGUCUAUGAUCCAAGGAGAGUUGGAAGUGCUCAAAGAUUGGUGCUACGAAGCUACAUACAGUCAGCUCGCACAUCCCAUACAACAGGCCAAGGCUAUGGGGCUGCAGUUUCACUCCAAGAUUCUUGACAUUGACAAUAUAGAUCUUGCCAUGGGGAAGAUGAUGGACCAAGGCCCAGUGUUGAUCAUCACGUUUCAGGCUCAGCUGGUGAUGGUGAUUCGUAACCCUAAGGGAGAAGUGGUGGAGGGAGACCCGGAUAAGGUACUGCGGAUGAUGUAUGUGUGGGCGCUGUGCCGGGACCAGGAGGAGCUCAACCCCAACGCCGCCUGGAGACUGCUGGACAUAUCCGCCUCCAGCACCGAGCAGAUCCUCUGAGAGGAGUGCCCAUCCAACAGGACACCUGGAGGGGCGGGGGGGGGGGGGGGUGGCAAGACGAAAGCUGGGGAGAUGUUGGGGGCGGGUGGGGAGGGAAGGGAGGUGUUGAGGCUAACCAAGAGACACACACACACACACACACACACAUACUCUGACACGUGCAGUGGGCCCUGUCAGCAUGUAACCAGCAGACCACAUCAUGUUGCCUCACCCCACAUCUCCAGCUGCCCACACCAAGACUCUCCACGGACUCCGGCCCCCGAUCGAGGGCCCCCUCAAAGGAGUAGUCUUGAUGGAGGUGACUAGCCUGCCCACCUCUUCUGUCUAAAUUAACAAAUCCAUCCCCUGGUGAGGCAAACAACGAGCACGAGCCGUCGCGAACAUGGACGCCAGGCCCACUGAGAUUAGUCAUUGUACCCAAGCUGUUGCACUAACAGGAAGGUUUUUGUUAAUUCAGUUUUUACUGUUUCGAUCACUAUUUUUUUCCAGAGUGGGGAAUUAAUCUGGGAUGCCAAAUGGUUAACCACUUGUAGAUAUCCAAAAAGCCCUUUUUUCAAAUUAAAUAAAAGAUGGACAGAUUGUCAUUUAUAAUGAAAUGAAGUGGAAAUCUAACCCGUUUAUUUGGCAUCUGUUCUAUGGCCUUAUGCCCACAUGAUUUUUAAAGGCCAUUAGAGCAAAAUGUUUUUCCACUUGCCUUAGACUUGGAAUGUUGGAAUUGUUUUGUGGUUGUAAUCACAGAUUGUGUUAUCACUAGUGCACAAGCCUCCAUUUACAGGCUUCUAUAUCACAUUUGUUGCCAUUUCUUUGGAUUCAGGUUGCUACAAGUUGCUAGUAUAAAGGGACUAUGUUGCUGGUAAGGGGCAGCUGUUAAUGCUAAAUAGCCUACCUCUGUUCUGACUGGUGCUGAAGUAGAAAAUCAGGAGACUCCUUGUUAAGCUCCAGUAAGCUAGCUGUCUGACUCAGCCACAGCUGAAUGUCGUAUGAUACAUGCGGCAGGAAAGCAUGAUCUAUAUGUGCCCUCUCUGCGCGUCAGUAUGCAGUGGACUAAGCUGCUUAAACUUCUCAACCUGACAGUCCUAUUGGCUCCAGAUGGAAGUUCUUUGAACUCAACAAAUGAUUAUGUAAAUCCCUUUCCUAUGCAAUGCAUUUUUUACGAAGAUAUUCAUAAAUAGGUUUUAUAUGAAGGUUAUAUGAGGUUGAGAUUUUGCUCUCCUUUGAGACUGCAAGGAGGUUUACUUUGUCUAAAGGUGUCUGAAAUCUUGUGGUUUGCCUCUGAUAACAAGACAACAUGUUGUGGAUGGUGUGCUGGUGUAGCCUUUAAGCACAUAAGUAUUUUUGCAUCAUACAAUCUAGAAUAAAAUUGCUAAUUGUGAUGCAUCAA
Alosa sapidissima (American shad) is the source of this 2770-nucleotide messenger RNA. RefSeq names its product translocase of inner mitochondrial membrane 44 homolog (yeast) (gene timm44). Gene Ontology annotation, biological process: protein import into mitochondrial matrix. Bases 37 to 1389 code for a protein of 450 amino acids. Lineage: Eukaryota; Metazoa; Chordata; Actinopteri; Clupeiformes; Clupeidae. Gene Ontology annotation, cellular component: mitochondrial inner membrane. The record is from RefSeq and is a predicted model, not a curated record. The transcript is spliced from 13 exons. Gene Ontology annotation, molecular function: protein-folding chaperone binding.